CACACAGCUGCGCUUUGCGUCUGCGCUACGCGCUCUCUCAGCGAUCUUCGUCGAAUCGCUCGAAGUUUUAUAUAAAUAUAUUUUCGCUUUUGACUAAUUUUUAGCUUGUUUUAUGUGAUCAAAAUCUAUUAUUGACACGGCCGAUAUAUAUCAUUGUGCUUUUGUAAAAAGCGGACGACGUAAUUGGGUCAACAUAAUAAAGAAGUGGUUUGUUUAGCCCUGUGAGUCACUCGUCACAUUGUUUAUGAAACUCGUAUAAUGGCUUAGCAAUGUUAUCGUCGUCUAAAUAGUUGUACAGUGAUAGUGUACCGAUCCCGAUGGAUACGCCGCCCGUUCCGAAGCCGAGGAGUGCAUUUCUCCCACAAAAUGAUCCGCUCAAGCGACCAGUUCCCUUGCCGAGAACUAAAAUCAGUGCAAACGACAGAGUUUCCGCCUCGGACAUAUUCAGAUCCAUAAGUUCAGUGUCUAAACAGAUAUCCGAGGAUGUGGCGCUGAAAGUGAGCAGCUCAGCCAGGUCGGCCAACGAGAAGAUAGAGAAAUCCAUUCAGGAUGGGUCCAAGUUUGCUAAGGGUACGUUGGAGAAGACGCUCACCACGUCGCGGGCGAUGCGGGACUCCGUCACCAAGUCCGUCAUAGAAGGCACGAGGAGUGCAGGCAUGAAACUGAGAAAAGUGAAAAAGACAGACUCUCUGGAGGAAACAGAAGACCAGCGCUGUGUCUCUAUGCCAGUAGUGGAUGUCAGUCUCUUUGACAACAUACAGUUCCAUUCACCACUAUUAGAACAGAAGAGGUAUAAGGCGGAGAAUGAAAAUGCCCAAGAAUUGCCAUCACUCAACCUGAACAUGUCCCAUUUUGAUGAUCUCUCACUAUUUUCUACAAAUUCAGACUCCAACACAGACACUGUUAGUAAUUUCUCAUAUGACAGCCGAGAAUCAGACCAAAACAACUAUACCAAUUUGGAGAAUGAGCAGUUAACGUAUGACACACCAAAACCUUCAAGAGCGAAUAGUAUAGUAAGCAUAAAAUCAGCACCCGAAGUUCCAGAAAGACGGAAGAAAAGAGAAAGCAUAGAGGUCAUGAGACAGAACUCUAUGUACGAAAACUGGACACUGCCAAAUAGUACCAUCAGCACUCAGACAAGUACAAAUUGUAACAAGACACAGAGACCGAGCAAAAGUACAAUUUAUGAGUUUGAUCCACUCAACACCAGCAAACCUGCACCAAAAUAUGAUGGAGUAAGCAAUGAGUUAAUACUACUAGAAUCAUUCUUAAUAGGAGAUACUUACGGUACUAUUGUUACUACAGACAAUUCAGAUGAGACAUUUGAUUUCCGAGACAGUGAGUAUUACAAUCCUCCCACUCCCCCGGAGAGGUCAGACAGCCUGUUUCCUGAGACUGAGACGAAAGAUGAAAAAGUCCCAAUGGUAGACAAAGACAACAAUUCCAACUGGUUUGUUAGUGAUACUGACUCUUUGCCUAAAGCUGGAGAGAGAUCUACCAGCACACAUUCUGUUAUGCAGAAAUUCUCAAGCAUGUUAAAAUUUGACAAUAUGUUAAACAAAUCUCCCAAAGCGGUCAUUCCUAAAGUUGAUACGAUAGAAAGACCGCCAAUAAACAGCUUGCCAGUGCAAUUUUUCAGUGGUACGUUGACUAAAGUGGUGUCUGGUGGUGUUGAAGACUUGUUCAAGAACACGCAGAGCAGGUUUUGUGUGCUGUCGGAACAGAAAUUGUUGUGUUAUACGGAUCCAACCAACCAAGUCUUGAAGGAGUCUUACCCAUUGGACACAAUCAACUCCUUGCAAGUUGUUUUGCCUCUGUCAUCAAGCACAACAAGCAACUCCUACAUGCUCGAGCUAUCAGUCAGCACCGGAUCGCGAUCUUCUAGAAAAGUCCUCUUCAGCUGCACCAGCGCGUCAGAACGAAGAAACUGGGCGCAGAAGAUCGCAGAACAUCUAGCUGGGGAGUUCCAAACAAAACACACGGCGGAGUUUACUAGGUGCGGCUGGUGUUAUCUGAAGGAAGGCGUGAGCGGCGAAUGGAAAGGCGCAUGGGUGAUGCUGAUACGCAGGGUGCUUGUCUACUACACCAGUAAGGAGAGCGGGCUCUGCACCGUCGAUCUGAGGAAGACGAGAUGCGUCGUGACGCAAGAUGCAGACGAGGAGACGAAACAUGCGAUGCCGACGGACGGCAGCGGGAACCUUCUCAUGGAUUGUCCACACGCCACGAUCUAUCUGCGGUUCCCCACCGAGAGGGACCUUAAGGGAUGGCGAUACAUGGUAAAAUUAGCUGCUCACAAUAACGGAGCUCAAAUACACCACCAACAGUUGACCAAGGAAGACGUUCCGGCAAUCGUUGAUAAAUGCUUAAGCUUCAUAUAUGCACAUGGCAGCCUAUCAGAGGGCAUCUACCGCCGCGCGGGCAGCAACGUAGUACUAUCUGAACUCCUAGCCCGGUUCCGCAGGGACGCGUGGUCGGUCCAGUUGAGCCCCGGGACGCAUUCAGAGCACGAUGUGGCAGGCGUGCUGAAGAGGUUCUUUAGGGACCUUCCCGAGCCGCUUAUGUCGCAGGCUAAGAGGGAAGCCAUGCUGGCUGCGUUAGAUCAAGACGACCCAGCGGCCCGCAACACCAUCUACCGUCGCGUGAUGUCAUCUCUUCCUCUCGUGGCGCGAAACACGGCGCGCAAGUUAUUCGCCCACUUGCACUUUUUACACAGUAUGGCGCACGCCAAUAAGAUGAGUGCAGAGAACCUUGCGUCUGUAUGGGCGCCUACUUUGAUGCCAGCUGCUUUGACGAGCAACACCCUGAACACAUCAUGGUACUCCAAAGAAGUAUACGUUGUCCGCGACCUGAUAGCCAACUACGAGGCCGUAUGGGAGCCUACCGAGGCCGAAAAGCGUCGAGAGGGGGCCGUGCGACGAGUACUGAUGAGAGUGCUUAGUAAUAGAGCGCCUUCUGCCCCAAAGGCGGCUGGUGAUUUGAAGGCGUGGAUCUAUGUGAAGGAUCGGACGACGUGUUAUCAAGUCGCGCUAACGCCAAGCACGACAAGCGCCGACAUAUGCAUCCAACUCUCCGAGAAAGCCAAGGUCGACUCGCAUCUUCUCAUGCUAGAGGAAGUCAUAUGCAACGAGUCCAUGAAGCGAGUGGUGCAUAUCAACGAGGUGGUGCUAGACGUGGUGCUGCGCUGGGGAUACUGGGACGAGGAUGACAGGAAGGACAACUAUCUGCUGGUCAGAGAGAAUAAAAUCCUUCACGAAAUGGAGGCGCUCAGGAACACGGGGCUGGUGUGCGCCGAGCUGCGUUUCGCCAGCGAGGCCAUGAAGACCUUCAAGCUGCACAUGUUCGAGUUCCAGAACGGCAAGCUGUGCUACUUCAAGGACAAACAGGGCUCGCACAAGAUUGAUGAGUGGCACAUAAAAGACAUCUUGUGGUACGUGGGCCACGAGCCGAAAAGGAACCCCCAGUCGCGCUGGGCCAUCACCUUCGUGCCGCGCAACAAGCAGAAAAGGAGCAAGGAUCGGCCGUGGUUCGGGUGCACCAUAGCCGGCGCUGUCACCGAGGAACAACUCAAGUGGACCGCUGCGAUGACGUUCGCCGAACACACAGACAUACUGCCGUCUCCCCGUCUCGUGAUCACGUAACACACACACACAUGUCGGACAUAUUACUUGCCCUCAAAAUCUGACUUCAAAUAUCCAGAAAGAGCCUUAAUCGUAUUAUUUAUAACCGGGUUUCAAAAUUUGCUAGCUUAAAAUUAACGCUGUCAAGGUAACGUCGGUCGUCAGGAUAGGCUUCGGAACGCAGAACGUUAUUUUCAAAUGGACCCAAAAUGCCCACGCUUGCCUACUAAGGGGGGUCUGCCAAGUAGGGCUCCCAGCGGAUCCAAGGACUAUGUGCAUGAAUUGUAAUAGUGUCAGAUCAAGGGGCCUAACCAAGUUGAAAUCGUUUAUAGUAUACACUCCAUAAUUUAUUUAUUUUAUUUAUUUAAACUUUAUUGCACAAUACAUGAAGAGUACAAAUGGCGGACUUAAUGCCAGAAGGCAUUCUCUACCAGUCAACCAUGAGCCAAACCGAAAGAUCCUAAUAGGUGCAGAUUUAUAGAAAACAUCAAUAGAAACCAGUCUAGUAAAUAAAGCUAAUAGGCCAAAACAUAUGUAUCUUCGUAGCUUAACAUAUCUCAUUAUAAUAUACACAAAUCAUUAAAAUAUGUAAUAUUAGAUGAUAAAAAUAAAAAGAUAAAUUUUAAUAUCGUUGAGUUUCUUUAUGUAAAACAGAACUCAAUUGCAAUACAGUUACAGUCGCGUCCAAUUGUGAAGGUAUAUUUACUUAAAAAUAUAAAUCAUCACCAAUAGAAGCGAUUACAUUCCCUUUGCAGAUUUAAUCGAGAAUCGUAAAAAAUCGGUUCUAAAUUGCAUUAUCACAACCCCAUAAUCACUUUUUGACAUGUGUUAGCCUACCUUUCUCAUUUGAAAAAGACUAGGGAGCGUGCAUGAACUGUAGGAGGCAGCACAGGAGCCGUCAGAUUUCUGGCGCGAGGCGUAAAUGUGAUGUUUAUUGUUCCGAUGUAGCCCACAAGAUGGCAGAACCUACUAUGCACAAGAAAACACGUGACGUGUAAAUGUACAUGUUUGUGGUUCCGAUUCAGGCCACAAGAUGGCAGACCCUCCAACGCGCACGGUCCCUAUAGUUGUCCUUGGCGCUGUGGGCACUAGUAACGACUUUAGGGGUUCUUGGCGUCCAAAAGGUUAAAUAUUACCUAUACAUUUUAAUUAUUUGCUUAUGAAAUCUGCCAUCCUACUUGGACUUGACUGAUCACAUUUCACACAAGUAGAUUUAAAAUUUAAAUAAAGCAUUUGAGUCCUCUAAUGGCAUAUAAAAUGAAAAAAAAAAGGCACGCGUCUAGAAUUUCAACUUUAGCAUUAAGCCAUUAAGGUUCAAAUUGUAAUACAUUUUCGGAAAAUGUGACUUGUCUUCAAAUGAAUCAUCACAGCUGGAUCAAUUGGAAUAUAUUUGGAUUUUUUAGGAAAACCUUGUAUAGUGCGGCCUAAAAAAGGGUUAAAUAAUGCAUGGAUAUGAUCACGAAGCAUUUUAUCGCUUAGUCUUCCCGAUAUGUUUCAAUUGGCGUUUGUCGAUAAACGGUUGUCUUCUUGGCUAGGCCCGCAGAACAGAUAAUUAUCACAUUAUCUAACAUUUAAGAUAUAAGACAUCAGAUUUUGGCUAUAUUAUAAGUGUUCUAAAGGUACAAUUUUAGAAUGUACGCCUUGGUGUGCCACUUAGGCUAUCACCCGAAAUAAAAGAAGCUUGCGCUUGCUUCCCUAGACUCUAGAGGGUUGCCAGUAUUUUAAAACGAAGAAAUCUUUUUGAAACAACAUACCUAAAGUAGAAUUCGACAGAAAUGAUAAAUAAUGUAAACGUAUUUACCUUAAUUUCUUCGCAAUCUCGCACUUUUUCAUGACAACCAUCAUUUUAUCAACAGUGCACAUACUUAAUACUUUUAUUUAUAUCAAUUAGUAGUUAAAAUAUGUUGAUUAUUAAUAUUUCAAUGAAAACGACCAUCGUAAAACUUAGGUUAUACGUCAAAUGCUAACAAAAUCUUUCAUAUUUGUUUACAUAAUUACAAAUUACAAUAGGGAGCGUGCAUGAACUGUAGGAGGCAGCACAGGAGCUGUCAGAUUUUUGGCGCGAGGUGUAAAUGUGAUGUUUAUUGUUCUGAUGUAGCCCACAAGAUGGCAGAACCUACUAUGCACAAGAAAACACGUGACGUGUAAAUGUACAUAUUUAUUGUUCCGAUUCAGGCCACAAGAUGGCAGACCCUUCAACGCGCACGGUCCCUAUAGUUGUUAAUUUUCUGUGACAUAUGUAUUAUAUGAACCUCCAGGUAUUUUUAGUAGUAAGUUUUAUGUGCGUAUUAUGUACUUUUGACAUAUGUAUUAUAUAUGACGGUAUGUAUUCUAAAUAAAUAAAUAAAAAUAAAAUAAUUUGCCAUUUCUAUUGAAUUCUACUUUAGGUAUCGGUUUUGAUUGAUAUAUAAAAAUAAUCAUUUUAAUGUUCUCGAAUAUUUCGAAAUUGGAAAUAUGCGUCAAAAUACUACCAUAACUCGAAAGUCUGAAUCGGUGCUAACAUGCCAGUUAUCAUGAGUAUCAAAGAAAUGAUGACACUAUUUGUUUUGACAGUAAUAUAUUUUGUAUUGUAGUUGAUAUACUGAAUAUUAUUGUUAUGUAUACAUAUAUACAAUAUUGAAAUGUUAUUCUUAUGAAUUACCUACCACACAGGUAUAGGUAUAAUAGUUUAAGUAAUUUAAUAAAUCUGAGACUUCUAAGUGGUUCUGAUGCGAAAAUAAAUAAAUAGACAAUUAUUGUGAAAAUUGGUUAUAUUAAAAAAUAAAUCAAAGGUGAAAGCGGCACUUUUAAGUAUUGAUAUGAAAUACGAAUUUGAAAAAAAUAUAGUAUGCUUUAAAAAAAUAUUCAUACUUUACACGUUGACUCAAAAACACGUAUACGUACUAGGACUGAAGCUGAUUUUCUGCAAGUAUAACAUUAUUUACUUUAAGCAAAGAUCUACUAUAUAAUAGAAUGAAUUAAAAUAUAUUCAAGUAAGUAUAAUAAGAGUACACUGUAGGGCUAAGAUGGCCGAUUCUUUAUCUUGUGUCACCAUGCCUGUCACGUUCUAACUAGUAUGUAAGUGCGAAAGUGACGCAUGACGUGACGUGUGUUCUUUUUUUUGUAGAGUAAAGCGAUAAGCUACCAAAUGCAUGUGAUGCACUACCAAUGUCAAAUAGAAAAAUAUAUUUGUAAAAUAGUUUUAUAUUUAUAUUACAGUGAGAUGGGAAAGCUCGCUCCAUAGAGAAAUUAUAUAAACAGAGAGCGUUUAAAUAUACAUGUUUAAAUAAUUAUUUACACUUGGAGUAUUUUCUACAAAUUAAUUACGAUUACAUGCCAUAUUUAUAUAUUAUUAAUUAUUAAAUAUGGCAGUUAAAAAUGGAGUUCAAAAAAUAUAGUUUAUAUUUCAUUUUAAUUUUUGAUUGACUUCAAAAGAAGAAAUACAAAAUUUCCUGUACUGAGAUAUUAUUAAAAAUACAUUUAUCUGUAGCUAUAUGAAUUCCUAAAUAAAAGUACGUAUUAAUCAAACAUUUUUAAUUGAUUUUAUAAUGAACAGGUGCAGUCGCCAUCAGAUAAAUCGGCGCGCCCAAUGUGUUCACAAAUAUCUGAACACAGGCUUUAUUAUCAAGACGUUAAAGUGCAUGUUCAGGUAUUUUUGAGCAGGACCUUGGCAGCUCUGAUACAUCUGAUGGCGAGUAUACUAGAAUAAAGAUGAUGGAACGAACGCCAAAAGAUUUAAUUUGUAACCUAUGUCGUACCUUGCACUCGUUAGAGACCUCAUACGAUUGUCACAAGGUACGAAAUGGGUCCCAAAGUAAAUCUUUUGACUGUACCUUUAGCAAUAAAAUUAAAAUUAGAACAGUGUCGGCGACUGGCUAAACGCCCCCACUCCCAAAAACUGCACGUCAAUUUAAUGAUAAAAAUGUCAAUUUAUUAUAUUGAACAGUGAAGUGUAAAAAUAUGGGUGUACACAUCUUACCCAAAAAUAUGUCCCAUAGCAUCUUAUUCCAGUGUAACAAGAGCGUAGUACAAUAUUUAUGAGACGAUUCUUUCGAUACAUAUUUUUGCACUUGACUGAAUAUAAACAAUAAUAACAUGUAAGUAAUAUUAUCAUUAUAAUAUAUCAUGCAUAAUUAUUAUUAGCAAUGACAUAUUAAGAAAUGUGGAAUUUUUAUGAUUUGUAUCUAGUGUUUCUCUUUUAUAUCAUAUUUGAUGGUUUUUCAUAAAAGGUUGGAGUUGAAUUUUGAAUUAAAGAUCGUAGUAAAAUACAUAAUAAAAAUGUAGAAAUAAUACAAUCUCCAUUAAUGGGUGAACACAUGUAAUAAGGGCCUCGCUCUUAUGUACUAUAAAUAAAAAAUAAGUAAAAACUGUCACAUGUUAUGUAUUUAUAACUAUUAUUGUAAAUAAAAUUGUAUUUCAACCA
Cydia pomonella (codling moth) is the source of this 8019-nucleotide messenger RNA. It is a transcript of the gene RhoGAP15B, whose product is annotated as arf-GAP with Rho-GAP domain, ANK repeat and PH domain-containing protein 2. Gene Ontology annotation, biological process: signal transduction. The record is from RefSeq and is a predicted model, not a curated record. The transcript has 12 exons. Lineage: Eukaryota; Metazoa; Arthropoda; Insecta; Lepidoptera; Tortricidae. Bases 318 to 3638 code for a protein of 1106 amino acids.